AGAGGUCUGUGCUGCUCAACGCUCAAAAUGCCUGGGUUACUUAAGCUGCCACUCUUACUGCUUUAAGUGGAAAGUGCUGGACUAGGACAUAAACAUGUUCAACAGCAGACACUCCAGCCUUAGCAAAAGAGGAGGAAUAUGGGGAUUGUGCAUCCUCUUGCUUUACACCAGCCCUCUUUCCUGUUUUGCAAAUUUUAGCCAAGCAAAAGAGCUCAUCUAUAAGAUAAAGGAGGGAUUACCCAGGGGGACCUUCAUAGGGGCCAUUGGAGUAGACUUAAAUUUGGAUUUCACUGUUGAGCCCCCCUUUUUAUUCAGUCUCCCACACAAGAAGGUCAGUGAACAGUAUGUGAACCUAAAUAAUACCACCGGGGAGCUUUACACAUCUGCUACAGAGAUUGACAGGGAGACACUCUGUCCUGAGAACUCGGGGAGAAAGGGAUGUGUCCUCUCGCUGGAUGUGUUUGUGUUACCUCAGCAGUACUUUCAGCUCAUCAAAGUUAAGAUCUUAAUUGAGGACUUGAACGACAACAGGCCAAAGUUUCCCGUGGACGAGAUCUGCUUGUCUGUCCCUGAAAACGCACCCAUCAAUGCGCGUUACGCAGUGGAGCAGUCUGCAGUUGACCCGGACCUUGGUCUUCACGGAGUGCAGACCUACUGGCUGGUUAAUGACUUUGGCAUGUUCACACUGGAUGUUGAGGAGAAUGAGGGAGGUGAGCUUACACCCUUCCUCAUUGUGACACAGGCCUUGGACAGAGAGACACACGAUGAAUACAUUACAGAUAUUAUUGCAGAGGAUGGAGGGACUCCUCCUCUACUCGGCGCAGCUACUUUAAAAAUUGUCAUCACUGAUGUGAACGAUAACUGUCCCCACUUCACAGAGUCACAAAUUAAUGUCACUCUGCAUGGGAAUACCACCAAAGGGACACAUUUGGCACGUUUGCAUGCUUUUGACCCUGACCUUGGUGCUAAUGCUCAGAUCAGCUACACUUACAGUGAACGUGUGCCAAGCCACAGCAGGACCUUGUUCCAUUUGGACAGAAUCACAGGGGUGAUCAAGCUAGCAGGGAAAAUCGACACUGUCACAGCCACAUUUUGCAAACUCACCAUUCUGGCUAAUGGACCUGGCUGUAUCCCUGCUGUUGCCACUGUUACUGUCCAUAUCAUCAAAGUUGUCACUGGACCCCCUGCUAUUAUACCCCGGUACAUUGCACAAGAAAAGGAUGGAGUGGUGACAAUAAAGGAGUCUGAGCCAGCGUUUUCUCCAAUUGCUUUUUUUACUGUUAAAAACAUUGAUAUGAACCAAAGAGUGGAUUGUCAUUUGGAAGGCAGUGGUCCCUUUAGGCUUGGCCCCUAUCAGCAUUUCAAGAACGAAUACCUGCUGGAGACUACAGAGCCAUUGGACUUUGAAAAGAUACAGGAGUAUGAGCUAAUUGUUGUUGCUAGGAAUACUCGAGGGCUUGUUAUCAAGACCUUCCUCAAGUUGCAGGUUUUAGAUGAGAAUGAUAACGCACCGGUGUUUCAGCAAUCUUUGGUGGAAAUAUCUGUCGAGGAAAACAAUCCACCGAACACCUUUCUAGCCCAGCUCCAAGCCUCAGACCAGGACAGCAAAAGCCGAGGGGAAGUCAUCUACCUCCUUGGAGGUGACGCCCCUGGGAUCUUUGUUGUGGAUCGUGUGACAGGUGUCCUGACUGUGGCCACAUCACUAGACCGGGAGGAGAAAGAGACAUACCGGUUCAUAGUGAGAGCAGUGGAUCAGGGGAUACCCAGGAGGGAGUCAAUUGCAACUGUGGUGGUGACCGUGCAAGACCGCAACGACAACAGUCCACGCUUCAUCAAUAAGGACUUUACUUUCUUUGUGCCAGAGAACUUCCCAGGGUACGGUGAGAUCGGGGUCCUCUCUGUGACAGAUGCUGAUGCUGGGGAAAAUGGCUGGGUGGCCCUUUCCAUCCUCAACGGCAGCGACAUCUUCUUGAUAGACACAGGGCGAGGGACGCUGAGGGCCAAAACAUCACUGGACCGUGAGCAACAAGGGACCUACCAGUUGUGGAUUGAGGCCGUUGAUGGUGGGGAGCCCGCGCUUUCCUGUGUUACCAUGGUGACCGUGCUGUUGUUGGAUGUAAAUGACAACCCACCGAUUGUCCUCUUCCCCCAGUCCAAUCAGUCGUACAUGCUAGUGCUACCCAGUACAUUACCAGGAACAUCAAUCACAGAAGUGUACGCUGUGGAUAAGGAUACAGGCAUGAAUGCUGUGAUCGCCUAUAGUAUCAUUAAGAGAAAAGGUGGAGAGCCAGGGUCAUUUGACAUUGACCCAGAAACAGGAAAUAUCACAUUAAAGAGGGAGCUCAGCAACCGGGGCCUCUACAGCCUUCUGGUGAAGGUCAGUGAUCAUGGUCAGCCUGAACCGCUUUACUCAACAGUCAUGGUUAACUUCUUUGUCAAUGAAACAGUGAGCAAUGAGAGUUACAUCCAGAGUCUUCUGACCAGAGAGGCGGACAUAGAGAUAGAGGAGAGGCCCUGGUACAUUGGCCAGAUGACAGAGGGGCCUGAGAGGUAUGAGCUGUUCCCCUGUCAGCCUGUCCUCAUUGCUCUUUCAGUGACAUGUCUGGGGCUAUUCUUCUUGGUUGUUACACUGACAUCUUACAUAUGCUGUAAGAGGUUUAAAAAGCACAGAAAGAAAAGAUUAGAUGUGGAAAUACCUUUGAAAAUGAAGAAUGACUCAAUGCAGGUUGUGAACCGAAAGCUCAGGCAGAUCUCAAACAUCUAAUAUUCAGUUGUCAACACAUCAAAAAACCACCACUGUUUACAUGAAUGUUUACAAAACUCACUGUAAGAAGUGUAUUUCUUACAUGAAGUUGCUCUUUUUGCUUUUGUCAUAUGAAUGUUAUUACUGCAAUAUAUUGCAAUUUGACUGAUAUGCCAUGAGUCUCUGUGAUUAAAAAGGGCACACAGUACUGUACUCUGUUCUACUUUUUAUCAUAUCCAUGAACCAUGACACUUGCACAUAUGUAAAGUGUCAGAAAACCAAAGUAAGUAAUAAAUCAGUACUGGCUUCAAAAUAAUAACAGCUUUAUUACAAAGUCAUGAGAGCAACUCAUUAAAGAUUACUAAAUCUAAGGUCCUAUGUAAAUAUUGUACAAACUGUUUUACAACUUUAUAUAAAACUUUUGCAUUGGCAUGAAAAGGACAAAAGAUAGUUCAAGGCACAAUAAAUGUUUCUUUCUUAAUCUCUUCACACUGUCUGUCACAAUUACAAAUAUCAUGACAAUUUGAUUACUUUUGGAAGUUGGAUACAUCCGGAAUCUGUGUUUAUUUUUUAAAUGCAGUUUUUAACUAUCUUCAUAAAGUUACCAUACAUUUCAAAAUUUCUUACUUUAUUUAUGGUAAUACGAUUCUGUUGUAUUUGGAGAGCUCACUGUGUCAGUAUAAUUUGAUAUAUAUCAAAUUCUAUAGUUGUGUUGUAUAUAUGGUAACACACUGCACAAUUGACUCGUGAAAGCAUUGUGCAUGAUGAAUAUGACAAUUCAUUUUUGAAUC
This is a messenger RNA of Xiphias gladius (swordfish), 3534 nucleotides long. RefSeq names its product protocadherin-20 (gene pcdh20). The coding region runs from base 95 to 2764 and encodes 889 amino acids. The record is from RefSeq and is a predicted model, not a curated record. Gene Ontology annotation, biological process: homophilic cell-cell adhesion. Lineage: Eukaryota; Metazoa; Chordata; Actinopteri; Istiophoriformes; Xiphiidae. Gene Ontology annotation, molecular function: calcium ion binding. Gene Ontology annotation, cellular component: plasma membrane. The transcript is spliced from 2 exons.